UUCGUCCUUUCGUCUGGAAUGCUCUCCAUCCGCCCCUUCCGAUUUGCCCUGGAUUGAUCUCCUUCCAGCUCUUUGGUUUCUGCAUCUCGACCGGAGGGAGAGGAAGGUUGGACCUUUGGAACCAAUGGCGGAGCUUUUGGCUCAAAGGUGCUUCCUUUCCUCGUCCAGCGGCCACGCUUGCUUGUCGCGUUCUCGCGAGCAGAGGGAGAGCCCCGCGUUUGUGGCGCUCCGUCGCAGUGGCUUCCACGGGAGGACAUUGGCUCUUGGUGCGCUGCGAGGGAAGCUCUUGCGUGGACGCGUCUCUUCGGUUCCUGUGCAGAUGACCCCUUCGAUCGGAAAGUCUUUGAAAUGGUGGGAAAAGGGUCUGCAAGCCAACAUGAAGGAGAUCGAGUCGGCGCAAGAUCUCGUCGACUCCUUAUUGAACGCAGGCGACAAGCUUGUUAUUGUAGAUUUCUUCUCCUCUGGAUGUGGAGGCUGCAGGGCCCUCCAUCCCAAGAUUUGCCAGUUUGCAGAGAAGAACCCUAAUGUUCUGUUUCUUCAAAUCAACUAUGAGAAGCUCAAGUCCAUGUGUUAUAGCUUGCAUGUCCAUGUCCUCCCAUUUUUUAGGUUCUACCGCGGAGCCCAUGGGCGCCUCGGCAGCUUCAGCUGCACCAAUGCCACUAUCAAGAAAUUUAAAGAUGCAUUGGCCAAGCACAGCACGGACAGGUGCAGCCUCGGCCCAGCAAAGGGCUUGGAGGAGUCGGAGCUUCUGGCUCUGGCUGCAAACACAGACCUCUCCUUCAAUUACGCCAAGAUGCCAUCUCUUUUUCCAAGUCCUGAUGAUGUUGCAGAGAGAGCUCGUGCAAGCCCAAAAUUCCCUGUGCUUGCAACCCUCAGCGACACCCAGGAUUCUGAAGACAAGGCCAUGGUCACCGCUGGCAGAUGACCUCCAUUUACCCUUGUACCUUUCGCAACUGCUACGUAUACAUGUACACUUUUGUUCAAUGUAGGGGAUCUUGUCCCAGGCCUCUCUUCUGUGUAUAUGUACUGUUACCAUAGAUGCAGCAGUGCAGGCGCAUGCUUUUUUUUUGUGUUUGAGCCUGCUCAGUAGUCAUGUGGCGAGCGAUGAGGGAGGGAACUUCAUGUUCUUGCUCGAGGGUUUGUGCAUAAUCUUUAUAUCAUCCUUGCUUCUUUGUGAC
Musa acuminata AAA Group (dessert banana) is the source of this 1178-nucleotide messenger RNA. RefSeq names its product thioredoxin-like 1-2, chloroplastic. The record is from RefSeq and is a predicted model, not a curated record. Gene Ontology annotation, cellular component: chloroplast. Bases 125 to 925 code for a protein of 266 amino acids. NCBI's taxonomy places the organism in Eukaryota, Viridiplantae, Streptophyta, Magnoliopsida, Zingiberales, Musaceae. Gene Ontology annotation, biological process: cell redox homeostasis. The transcript has 4 exons.